Messenger RNA from Punctularia strigosozonata HHB-11173 SS5, 480 nucleotides. RefSeq lists its product as uncharacterized. NCBI's taxonomy places the organism in Eukaryota, Fungi, Basidiomycota, Agaricomycetes, Corticiales, Punctulariaceae. The record is from RefSeq and is a predicted model, not a curated record. The transcript is spliced from 2 exons. Bases 1 to 480 code for a protein of 159 amino acids.
AUGGAUCUACAGCUCCCGUUUUUUACCAGCCCAGACCUCGUCUCGGACCCGCUCCCACCGUCCAAUCAUCUCUGGCUCGUCUGGUACUACGCCCCGACCGCCCUGCCCAAGCACUGGGCACUCAUCCUCACCUACGAGGCCGACGACGAGUCCUUUGGAACGUCCUACCAGGUCGAGGAGGCCGGCACCAAGCUGGUGUACAGGAAGGAUCGCGGGGUGCCGCUUCAAGGGCCCCACGGCAUCGCCGCGUACGACGACCGCCUGCUACUGGGCAUGAUCUCAGAUCGCGUCCUCCAGUCGCUCGACGAAUAUUGCGAGACGGCGACAUCGAUGAUCAACGAGUGCAACGAGCAACGAGACGUUGCACAGCAUCUCAACUCAGUCGACUGGUGCCUGCUGCUCAUCCGCUGCCUGGAGGACUCGCGAUUCAUCCCGCGCGGCGCGCUCGAGGCCGCAGAGGGUUGCCCCCGGGUCGAAUAG